AUGAACCAAGUUGUGGUCGAGCUUGUUUCAACGGGCAACGGGCCCUUAAUAGCUCCUCCAGAAGCCCAAAUUGGCCAUGGACAGAGCAACGGAACCGAGAGCUCCCGUCAAGAAUUCACUCUGCCUCCAGUGGACUCGGGCAAGGAUGCAUGGCUCUUCUUGGCGGCAUGUUGGGUCGUCGAGGCGCUUGUAUGGGUCUGCCGGCUCUACGCCCGGCAGGCCCGCUGGUUCACGCAGGCCGGGCUCUUCGCGGCCGCGCUCACGAUAGCCCUGAGCUCGUUCUGCACGACGGUGCCGCAGCUGGUCGCCACGCAGGGGGUGCUGUUCGGGAUCGGCGGGUGCUUCGCCUACACGCCGUGCGUGCUGUACAUCGACGAGUGGUUCGCGGCGCGCAAGGGCCUGGCGUACGGCAUCAUGUGGAGCGCGGCCGGGUUCGGCGGCGUCGUACUGCCGCUGCUGCUCGGGUCGCUCCUGGAUGCCUACGGCUUCCGCGCCACGAUGCGCAUCUGGGCCGGCAUCCUGUUCGCCGCCUCGUUCCCGCUCGCCUUCUUCGUCAGGCCCAGGCUCCCCGUCGCGGCGGCGGCCCAUACCAGGCCGUUCGAUAUGCGCUACGUCCUCACAAGGUUCUUCGCCCUGCACCAGGUCGCUAACACAGUCCAGGCCACGGGGUAUUUCCUGCCGGCCAUCUAUCUCCCCUCGUACGCACGGAUGGAGUUUGACGCCUCAACCUUCUUGUCGGCGCUUACCGUGCUGCUUGUCAACAUAGCUUCGACUGUUGGGUCAGUUGCCAUGGGCUCAAUGACCGAUAGACUCCACACUACUACUUGUAUCAUAAUCUCUACGAUGGGUGCCGCAGUAGGCGUGUUUCUGCUCUGGGGCCUGUCCUCGUCGCUUCCGGUGCUGUAUGUGUUCUGUGUUGUAUACGGUCUCUUUGCCGGGUGCUGGACGACCAUCUGGCCUGCGAUCAUGAAGGAGAUGACCCGCCAAGGCGAGGUAACUGGUCAGUACGUUGACCCGACCAUGGUCUUUGGUUGGUUGUGCGUGGGCCGCGGCAUCGGAAACAUCGCGUCAGGCCCCCUGAGCGGCUUGCUGUUGACGGGAGGUAGCACCUGGGUUGGUCGUGUGAGCGCCGGGUUUGGAAGUGGCUAUGCCAAAUUUCACAUGUUUAUAGCCUUGACCUACAAGGGCCCAGUGCCCCUCGAUGACGUCAAGCUAGCCAGCGGCUAUGAGAUCCCGCUGCUGGGCUUUGGCGUGUACCAAACACCGGCGGAAGAGGCCGAACGUUGUGUCAAGGACGCCCUAGAGGCCGGCUACCGACACGUCGACUCGGCUGCGGCGUACCGGAACGAAGAGCCAUGCGGCAGUGGCAUACGAGCCUUGGCCUCGAAGAUCCCCAGAUCUGAGGUCUUCUUUACGUCCAAGGUCCGCACCAAGGGAAUGUCCUACGAGAGCGCCAAGGCCACCGUCGACGAGACGCUCCGGCUGACGGGGCUGGGCCACAUCGACCUGAUGCUCCUGCACGCGCCGUACGGGGGGUCGGCGGCGCGCAAGGGCGCGUGGAAGGGCCUGGUGGAGGCGGUGGAGGCGGGCAAGGUGCGCAGCAUCGGCGUCAGCAACUACGGGGUGCACCACCUGCAGGAGCUCUCGCGGCACAUGGCCGAGCUGGAGGCCGAGCGCCCGGGCGGCGGCGGCGUCGUGUCCGUGGGCCAGUGGGAGAUCCACCCGUGGCUGCCGCGCAACGACAUCGUGUCGUGGGCGCGGGCGCACGGUGUCGCCAUCCAGGCCUACUGCCCGCUGGUGAGGGGGGAGCGCUGGGGCGAGCCUGCUCUGCAGCGGCUGGCGGAGAAGCACGGGAAGACCGGGGCGCAGGUUCUGCUGCGAUGGUCGCUGCAGAAGGGCUACAUUCCGUUGCCCAAGAGCGUCACCACGUCGAGGAUCCGGGAGAAUGCUCAAAUCUACGACUUCGAGCUGUCCGAAGAAGAUAUGGCGACGUUGGAGACGACAGAGUAUGCGCCUUGCACGUGGGAUCCAACGACGAGUCCUCUAGAUAAUGUGCAGAGCAAAUGGUAG
Molecule: messenger RNA, 2070 nt
Organism: Neoarthrinium moseri
Lineage: Eukaryota; Fungi; Ascomycota; Sordariomycetes; Amphisphaeriales; Apiosporaceae
Exons: 7
Coding region: 1-2070 (689 amino acids)
Biological process (GO): transmembrane transport
Molecular function (GO): transmembrane transporter activity; oxidoreductase activity
Source: RefSeq, a predicted model, not a curated record